Molecule: messenger RNA, 1177 nt
Organism: Daphnia magna
Lineage: Eukaryota; Metazoa; Arthropoda; Branchiopoda; Diplostraca; Daphniidae
Exons: 4
Coding region: 145-669 (174 amino acids)
Biological process (GO): defense response to Gram-positive bacterium; defense response to Gram-negative bacterium
Source: RefSeq, a predicted model, not a curated record
UUAGCCAAACAGAACGGCAGUCAAGGUUGUUGUGCACGCAUUUGCGUGUCAUAUAGAAGCUGCCAGUGCACUUGCACAUCAGUCACAUUCCUCACGAACUUUCGACCGGUUGUCGCCCCGUCCUCUUGCUGAACAACAAUCAAAAUGGUGCUGAAUAACGCGCGGUGGACAUUGGCUUUGGUGCUUGUUACGAUGGCGUCAUGGCUGGUGAUUGUGGUGGAUGUCCAGCGCAUCCAGGAAGAUCCCGGUCGGUUGUUCUUGCAAGCCAGGCCUCCAACUAUCGAUCGCAGUCGUACGGGUCAUCGUGGUCAACUCAACAUCCCGCAAUCGUUUGCUGGACUCAAAGUAGCCCCAUCCAUUUAUCGAUGGAUGAACGGCCUUUACGGCGGACCAGCUGUUACACGGAUUGGGAUAACGGUGGCCGAAAGCCCUGAUCCUUCAUUAGAACGACGAGUGCCGUGCUGUUCGGGCCACUUGACGGCUACGAUGGAUGCCCGCAACUGCACGAAAAUGGGCGGAGAAUGUUGUUCGCGAGAGUUCACCGAUUAUCCAGGCGCCGGUGGCAUGGGUUUAAUUAAUCCGAGGAAAUUGAAGAGAUCGAGACAGGCGUACCAGGGCAACUGUUAUCAAUGUUACGAGUUCUUUACAGUGUGUCUCGUAGGCAAUUGAACUUCUUCGCAAGUCGAGACGCUUUGACGUCUCUUUUUAUGUUGGCGCGACAAAGGAAAUGCAUAUCAUCCCGAACUCAAAUUAUGCAAUGAAAUAUAUAUAUUAACUUUUGCUAUGUUUUGUAUACAGUAUAUAAAUAAUCAGCACACGGUCGGUUAUAAAAUAGUCCAACGGUGCACCUAAACUCUUUAAACAAGAAUUGUGACGUGUAGUGAAUCGUUUUAUAAAAUGUUCUUUCAAAACGCAUUCGCCUUUUUUUGCGUGCACUACGAGAAUUUGUUGCGAUUUCAGUCGAUAGAUGUUCACUUUCAAUCGGCGACAUGUUAGCUUUUGAAUUGUCACGUAGGCUUCAAAAUCAGAUCAAAUAUAGGAAAAGAUGUGUCGAGAUGAAACCCCCCACACGUGCGUCUAUUGAUGAAAAACAAGAGGCCCUAGAAAGACAUCAAAUAUGCUUGCCUUCUUAUGAUUAUUAUCGUUUCACGCGAAAAUACACAGUCUGCAACAACAA